AUGUUCAACCUGAUUUUUGGCAAGAGAAUGCAACAGUCGCGCAAAGAGCACCAGGACUAUGCCGCUUCCCUCGCCAUGGCCCGAAUUCAAGGAAAAGAGCAAACCGAUCGCAGGGACUUCAUGGACUUCAUUCUCAGCUCACGUGGUGAGUCGCAUCAACUCACUGACGAAGAACUGGUCCAUAAUGCAGGCUUGUUCAUGGGCGCAGGCCCCAAGACCACGGCGACACCUCGACAUUACGUUCAAAGAAGCAAACGCGCGUUUUUCGUAACUGUUGGCUUGCCUAAACGAGGCAAUGUCCAUUUUUCCUUCAAUCCCGUUAGUUUUGUUACUGGUAACAAACGACGGUCACCGAUUCUCAUUGCUGGUCACUCGAUCCCUCCUGCGACCUGUGUUGGUGUUUACCAGCUGUCGGCUUACCACUCGCCACUCAACUUCCACGAUCCGCAAGCGUUCCGUCCAGAGCGUUGGCUACCGGAGGUCUACAAUGACCCUUCCUCGCCCUUUCACAGUGACCGAAGAGACGUACACAAGCCUUUUCCCCUUGGUCCUCGCGACUGCAUCGGCCGUAAUCUCGCCUUCCACGAAAUGCGUCUGUAUCUCGCCUUGGUCCUCUGGAACUUCGAUUUAUCACUUGAAGAGAGCAUGGAGCAGUGGCAUGUGCAGAAAUCGUUUGGAUUUUGGCAAAAGCCAGCACUUAGAGUGAAUGUCAAGCAGCAGACGCGAAUUUGA
Messenger RNA from Ascochyta rabiei, 732 nucleotides. RefSeq lists its product as uncharacterized. The transcript has 3 exons. The record is from RefSeq and is a predicted model, not a curated record. NCBI's taxonomy places the organism in Eukaryota, Fungi, Ascomycota, Dothideomycetes, Pleosporales, Didymellaceae. Gene Ontology annotation, molecular function: oxidoreductase activity, acting on paired donors, with incorporation or reduction of molecular oxygen; iron ion binding; monooxygenase activity. Bases 1 to 732 code for a protein of 243 amino acids.